Exophiala viscosa is the source of this 2375-nucleotide messenger RNA. RefSeq lists its product as uncharacterized. Lineage: Eukaryota; Fungi; Ascomycota; Eurotiomycetes; Chaetothyriales; Herpotrichiellaceae. Bases 392 to 2158 code for a protein of 588 amino acids. The transcript has 4 exons. The record is from RefSeq and is a predicted model, not a curated record.
UACGAAGAUCACUGCAGCCUUGCCUGGUGACAAGAGACCUCCUGGCCAUUGCGGCCUCAAUACGUCACUUAGAUGAAGGCAGAGGCAUUUUGAUACGGAAGCGUCGGAGAUCGAAAUGAGGCCGAACCAGUUUGUCGCAUGGGCAAGUCAUAAAUAUGAAGUCGUGAGUCUCGACGCCCAAAGUGCCAUGACUGCAGCUCAAACAUCUUGUGCCCGAGGUCAUCCUGGACUGUUUCUGUCUUUCAACACCAUCCCGGCCUCUUCUGUCUCUUAUAGCUGCGACCAGUUUUACACGAUCCAUUCCCUCAGCUUAGAAGACCGCGUGACGCCUCCCUUGAACUUACCGUGAGAUCAGCCUCUCCUGCAUGUUUCAGACGUACAAACGACGACAAUGCUCAGUCGACAUAUCGUGGCAGCAGCACUUCUUCAACUUGUUUCAUUGACCACUGCACAGGGACCUCAUGAAGGCCCUAAACCUGACUCGGCUCGAACGGACAUGUCUGCCUCCAGCACGCACAACGGCCAGCAAGACAUGGCAAGCUAUGCAGUUCUGUCAGAGCACUCAACCAUGAUAUUGGCACAUGUCGCUCUCAUGGUCCUUGCCUGGGUCUUCCUUUUACCAUUAGGAGUCAUGUUCAGCAUCGCCAGGUCUCGCCUUGCAUUUCCUGUGCAACUCCUUUUCUGUGUCACCAACGCAUUGGGUCUUCUUCUCGGAACAGUAUACAAUGUCAAGACACCAGAUCUCUAUCCAAAUAACGCACACCAUACAAUCGGGUGGGUGGCAUCAUGGAUCAUAUCUGUCCAAUUCCUGACCAACUUGCUGUUCGCCACUGUCCAAAGUAGGAUGAAGAAGACGACUGGCUCGACGAGUGUCGAAAGGGAACCAUUCCUACGUCCGCCAAGCUCAGACAGACCACGGGAAGGCAUGUCUUCGUAUACCGAUCGCCAUCCAUCGAGCGACACUGAGUCUGGGAGCUCAUCAAUCGCAUCAACACCAUUAUGGAAGGACCUCGAGAAGCCGUCAUCUAGAGACAACAAUGACAACAACUCCGAACCGUCUAGCUCUCGUCGUCCAAGCUUCUUGCGCUAUAGCUUCGUGGCCAUCUCCUUCCCGGCACGAUUCCCAGGCAGAUUGCCAGCGCGACUGAUGAAGGUGCUGGCACUCGUUCAUCAGGUCAUCACUCGAACUGUCCUCCCACUCGGCUUCAUAUGCUUAAUGACUGGAGGUGUCACAUAUGCCGGCAUUUUCCGCGGCAAACACAUUUUCAACGGUCUCGCUCACUUCAUCAAGGGAGGCAUCUUCUUCUGGUACGGUCUAUUGACGUUGGGCCGUUGGAUGGGCUGCUUCGUCGAGUACGGCUGGGCGUGGAACAUUGCACCCUCCACCGUCAUUCCCUCAGCCGAGUUCGUCGAAUCCUUUGUCAUUUUCCUGUACGGCUCGACGAAUGUCUUCCUCGAACAUCUAGCUGGCUGGGGUGGGGCGUGGACUGCACAAGAUUUGGAACAUGUGUCUAUAUCUGUCUUGUUUCUUGGUGGUGGCUUGUGUGGCAUGUUCGUCGAGUCCAAAGUCAUCCGUAAAUGGCUCAACACCAUAGUCGCUUCGAUACCCACCAGUACCACCACCAACACCAACAGGCACGCCGGGCACUCCCGAUCCCGAUCCCAGGGUCCGGAUUUUGAGCAGGAACUGGAGCUACACACACCUCCAAAAGUCUACAACUUCUCCAUCAACCCCCUCCCAGCACUAAUAAUAUUCCUCCUCGGCAUCAUGAUGUCCUCGCACCAUCAAAGCUCUAUGGUCUCCACGGCAGUCCACAAACAAUGGGGUACACUUUUAGCGGGCUUCUCAAUCAUGCGCCUACUGACAUACACUAUACUAUACAUCUCUCCGCCAGCCUCGAUCUACCCUAGCCGUCCACCAACAGAACUCGUCUCCUCAUUCUGUCUGAUAUCCGGAGGUAUCGUCUUCAUGGCCAGCACCAAAGAUAUCGUCGCUUGGAUGGAGAGCGAGGAUCUAAUGGCUAUGUUCGUGUUCACCGUCACUAGUGGCUUCACUGCUUUCAUGAUGGCUUACGAGAUCCUGGUGCUCUCUCUCAAGGGGUGGGCGACGCAGAGGGAGGUCCAAAGAUCGGUCAAGGCCAGAAGUUCUGGGCCUUGAGUGUGUUCAUUCCUUGAUGCGGUCAUUCAGGAGGCAUUUGGUGGUCAUUGCAUCGGAGGAUACUCGUAUGUUUCACAUGGAUCUAGUUCAUUCUUGCUACUAUACCACCAAAGCAGGCUCACUUUGAUAGCAGACUUCUAUGCACAAAAGCGCGAUCGUCGUGGAAUAGUCAAAUAGUCAUUAUAGUCAUUACUGAAAGCGCCAAGCGUCAGCCUAG